Molecule: messenger RNA, 1917 nt
Organism: Xenia sp. Carnegie-2017
Lineage: Eukaryota; Metazoa; Cnidaria; Anthozoa; Malacalcyonacea; Xeniidae
Product: radical S-adenosyl methionine domain-containing protein 2-like
Exons: 6
Coding region: 46-1044 (332 amino acids)
Biological process (GO): defense response to virus
Cellular component (GO): endoplasmic reticulum membrane; lipid droplet
Molecular function (GO): catalytic activity; 4 iron, 4 sulfur cluster binding
Source: RefSeq, a predicted model, not a curated record
UAAAGCAGUUCUAAAACAGAAACUAAACAAACUAAGCGUUAAAACAUGACAGUCUUAACACUUCCCAAAAUAUUUUAUAGGUUAUACUGUACAGUAUGUUGGUUCUGCGCUCAUCUUCUGAGUUUCAAUUUCAAUAUCUGGCAAGCCUGGGUAAAACAGGCAGCUAAUACUCCUAAGAGCGUUAACUAUCACUUCACUAGAAGAUGCAACUACAAAUGUGGAUUUUGCUUUCACACCGCAAAAACAUCGUUCGUUUUGCCUUUGGAUGAAGCGAAGAGAGGCCUUCGCAUGUUAAAGAAGUCAGGAAUGGAGAAAAUAAAUUUUUCUGGUGGAGAGCCAUUUAUUGAAGGCCGUCAAGGAAGUUUCCUUGGUGAAAUGGUCCGUUAUUGCAAAGAAGAACUCAACUUGAGUGUCAGCAUUGUGUCAAAUGGAAGUCUGAUAAAAGAAAAUUGGUUUAAAAGCUAUGGGAAGUAUUUGGAUAUUCUUGCCAUAUCCUGCGAUAGUUUUGAUGAGAAAGUCAAUGUUAAAAUUGGCCGUCAUCAUCGAAAAAAGCGACACCUUGAUAUCUUGAGACAGGUUCGUGAUUGGUGUACUCAAUUCAAAGUAGCCUUUAAGAUCAACACUGUUGUGAACACCUACAAUAAGCAUGAAGAUAUGUCAGAGGCAAUUUCCCAGCUGAAUCCAAUACGAUGGAAGGUCUUUCAGUGUCUUUUAAUUGUUGGUGAAAAUUAUGGGAAUGAAGCUUUAAGAAAUGCUAAAGAAUAUGUUGUUUCGGACAAGGAGUUUGAGUCAUUUAUAUCGCGCCAUAAAAGUGUAUCGUGCCUUGUUCCUGAAUCAAACGAGAAGAUGCGUAAUUCAUACUUGAUACUAGACGAAUAUAUGCGGUUUCUUGAUAACACCGGAGGGCAAAAAGUACCGUCAAAAUCAAUUCUGGAUGUUGGCGUGCAAUAUGCUUUAAAUGCAAGUGGCUUUGACGAAAAAAUGUUCUAUAAGCGAGGCGGAAAAUAUAUUUGGAGCAAAGGUGAUAUGGCUUUAGAUUGGUGACAUUAAUAUUAAGUAUUGACUAAGACAGAAAGAAACAAAAUGUGUUUUAUUUACUUGAGAAACAACGCCAGUGUAGGGGAAAACAAAUGCACUGUUUCUUGACGUUUCAGUCAAUAUGUUUUUUUGUUAUAUACCAAUUUUCAAAGAGAAUACUAACAACAACGUAAAUAAACGAACAAGCUUUCCAAAAAGAAUAUACCAUAAAAAUAGCACAAAAAAUACUAGGGAAAAAUUUCUGUUCUUUCGUGAUCGGAAUAAGAUGCUGAGCAAAGUAAGGCAAAGGUAGCUUUUCUUUAAAUGAUGAACGUGAUUUUUUAUUAUUUACCUGUAGAUAAGGUAUUGUCUCACUUUUGAGCUGCCUGCAAGGAAGCAGCUCAAUUUCUUCUCUCUUACGUGACGCACUUUCGACCAGUGAAAAAUUAACUUUGAAAAUUGUUUUAUAACAAUGGUAUGGUAAUAACCUAAUAUGAUUAAUUCUAUAUUAUAAUAUAGUUAACAUAGUUAAUUCUAAUGGUAUAGGAACCAAAUAAAAUUAAUUACAGUUCUUAUCUUAGGAUAUUAGCACUAUGCAAUAAACAUAAAUUUUACCCACGAGUAUUUUAUAUUUAAUAAUUGACACAAAUUAUCAUAAUUACGUAAAGGUGCUCGACAGUUCAAGCAAAUCAUCAAAGCUUAUUUUUUAAUUGUAGCUAAAGGUAUAGCUAAAAGCUCAUUCACUCAUUAAAUGAUUGUCAAUUCAGCGUCAUAAAGUACCACUACUUCUAUUUUAUAAUCAUAUUUAUUUUAAAAAAUGUUGUUUUUAUUUGAAGUACACGCUUUGUAAAAUUUUUACUUUCGUUAUUAUAAUGGUUACGCAGCCGCUGUAAAAGCAAA